Messenger RNA from Solanum pennellii, 999 nucleotides. RefSeq names its product protein FANTASTIC FOUR 3-like. The transcript has a single exon. The record is from RefSeq and is a predicted model, not a curated record. The coding region runs from base 128 to 925 and encodes 265 amino acids. NCBI's taxonomy places the organism in Eukaryota, Viridiplantae, Streptophyta, Magnoliopsida, Solanales, Solanaceae.
ACAAGAAAAAAAAAAACUAAACUCCCUAUUCACACUUCAAAAUUCUUUCUUUUCUAGAAUAUCACAAAAUUUCAACAUAUUUUCCUCUUAUCAUACUAUUUCUUACAAUCAAUUUUUAUUAUUCGACAUGUCAACUAUAGUCUAUCAAGAUUAUCAGUCAUAUUCUGACUCGAAUAUCAUUGAAACAACCACGCUCAAGCUCAAAGUACCAACUCCAAUUACAAUAGUAGAAAAUAUCAAUACUAGUAACCAAAAAUGCUGGAGUUCCAUUCAAAAUCUCUCAUCCAUGAAUUACUCGAAUGGAAUGGAGAAAUCUUACAUACACAGGCUUAAUGAACAUAGCCUUGCAUUGUGCACUGAAAAUUUGGGAAGCGAAACAGGAACUGAUCAAAACAUUGACAAUAACAACUUUUCAUUAUCAUCGCGAGAGUUGAAAACAGAGCAAUCAAAUUACAGUAAGGUAAUUAUGAGUUAUAAAAAUACUCAAACCUCUCGAAAACUUCCACCUCCUUUAACGACGUUAAGAGGAUCGAAUUCUCUUCAAUGUCGAACAUACAGAGAAGGGGGUAGAUUAGUCAUUAAGGCAAUUGAGGCCCCGAAAAUGCGUACGUAUUUUCAUGCUGAAAGAAGUAAUGGCAGACUUACGCUCUGUUUUCUGAAUGAUGAAAACUCUGUUUCAACGAUCGAUGAAGAAGACGGAGAAUUGGAAGAUGAAAAUGACGUAUUUGAACGUGAAAUUAACGACGAGGAAGAGGAAGAAGAAAAUGGCAUGUAUAUGAAAAGGGACAUGAAUGGAAAUAGUUAUGAUGUUGAGGGUGAAAUUGGAAUAGUGAAUUGUCAAAGGGUAAGUAGGUGCAAAGAAGGAAGGCAAGGGAAAAAGACAUUUUGUGAUUGGAGAAACCCUUUAUGGGUGGCUACUUCUUAAAGUUUUUUGUCUUUGGAACACAUUAUUUUCUAAUUUUUUUUAAUAAAAAAAUCCAUCAAUUUUUUGUUUUUGAA